Molecule: messenger RNA, 696 nt
Organism: Penicillium canariense
Lineage: Eukaryota; Fungi; Ascomycota; Eurotiomycetes; Eurotiales; Aspergillaceae
Exons: 2
Coding region: 1-696 (231 amino acids)
Source: RefSeq, a predicted model, not a curated record
AUGAACUGGACCGGGGGACAGUUGCGACGACAUUCUGGCCGUCAUAACAUCUUAUCCAAGAGCCAGAGGCAGAACUCUGCCAAGUCCGGGCAGCUAGCCAGCAACAGAGUGUUUCGCCAACCUUCGCCCGUUCGCGGGGUUCCAGACCGUGCCAGCUGGGAUGAUGACGCGAUCUGCAGGGCGGGACAGGGAACAGUGCGGGAGGAGGCACAGGACCACCUCAAGACCAUGCGACCGAGUCUUCCUCUUUUGGCCGGGAUUGCUUCCGCGGAUGGCACUAACGGACUGGAUACCCUGAAACGCCGACUGCUUCAAGACCCUGACUGGGCAGCUGUGUCUGCAGCCCGGCCUCUCCAGGUCGCACUCACCCCGGCUGACGAAAUCGAGCGGUUUGGAAAGCGACGCAAGCUGAACCAAGCAGACCGGAAACGCUUGUCGGCUGCACAUGGGAGUCGAACGACAAAUGCAUUUUCAAGGACCCAUUGGAGAGACAAGCACGCUUCCUCCGAGAGAGACACCCCGGCCCAAAUCAAAAUAUGGAUUACUGGGCAGGCCGUCGGCCAACGCUUGGGUACCAGCCCAGAAGUAGCCAGCAAUCGGCUCUCCUCCCAGUCCAUGCUUCUCGAUCAUGAAGAAACAAUGUCACUUCGUUCGCCGCUGGGCAGACAAGUUGAUCACGACUUUACCCAGAGUUGA